Molecule: messenger RNA, 4344 nt
Organism: Scylla paramamosain (green mud crab)
Lineage: Eukaryota; Metazoa; Arthropoda; Malacostraca; Decapoda; Portunidae
Product: protein FAM8A1-like
Exons: 10
Coding region: 163-1125 (320 amino acids)
Source: RefSeq, a predicted model, not a curated record
CGUUGCAAAGACAAAUUCCCUGCAAAGCAACGCGCUGCUACACAUCUUCUCCCCGGGACGGUCUCGGUGUUUACCAAGAGUAGGAUCAGUUAUUCUUGGCACCAUUACCCAUAUCUCCUUCCAUUCAUGUGCUCUUGAGUGGACAGGGCAGCACUGAGAGUCAUGGCUAUAGUACCACAAGAACAAGCUCAGCACCCACAGCCACAGCAAGAGCAGCAGUACGGCAGCAAUGAGGAAUACAUCACAGCACUGCAGGGGUGGAUUGCCCAGCUGUACCAACUGCAGUGUGUGGCCAUGUCUUUUCCUUACUUUCUGGCCAGUCUGCAUUCUCAGGCCUCUCAAGGUGUUCCUCUGAUCCCUCCAACCCUGGAACAACCCUCAGCAUCCCUUCCAACCCCACCCACUGCCACCCGCACCUCCACCACCACACCACAGCAGCGGCAGCAACAACAGCAGCAGCAGCAACAGCAGCAGCAGCAACAGCAACAACAGCGACCACAACAGCAGCAACAGCAACAACAGAGACAACAGCUGCCACAGAGAGGAGUGGAGUACAAGAUCCCCCCAGUCUGGAAGAGGCUUGUGGCAGAGGUCAUUGACUUUGCACUCCUCUUUGUCAUCAAGCUGGCUGUCACAUUUGCUGCCGUGGACACUUUUGACCUCUUUAGUAACGUCAAGAAGUAUGAAUUUGAAAACCUGCGUGCUGACUUCCUUGCCGACUACCACCUUGCCUUCCAAAUGACCUCCGAGAUUCUUGUCCUAGAGCUCAUUCAUCGUGUGGCCACUUGCCUUUUUGAGGCUCUGUGUCUCCACCGUGGGUCGGGGGGACCAGGAGGUGCCACACCUGGCAAAAAGAUUGUGGGUCUCCGGGUCGUGUACUGUGAGUGGGUGGCACCAACUGCAGCAGAUCAGGCCCUGGUGUAUCCUGCAUCAGACCUUGGACUAGCUCGGGCCAUUCUCCGGUCAGUCAUGAAGAACUUCCUGCUGAUGUUUCUGUUCCCUGUGUGCUUCACCUUCAUCUCCUUCCACCACAACCGCACCAUCUACGAUGUGCUGGCCGGCUCCGUGGUUGUGGAAGACAUGCCACUCCGCCAGCGCAACAAUCACAACAAUAACCGAAACUGAUUGUUGUUUCCUAAUACUGCCAUUAUUUUACCUCUAGAUGUUUUAUGGGUUCUCAGCAUUCACCACCACCACUGCUGCUGUAAUAUUGUGGUGUGCAGUAGUGCCGGCAGUAGAGUGUCUGUCUACAAUGCAGGAAGUCCUGUGUUCAGAUCCCAGUUUAUAGUUGGGGUUUUUCUUAGGUGACUGCCUGCUUCUAGGUUCACCCAGCCUUAAAUGGGUACUGGUCAGCAGUGACUGGGAAGGUUAAGGACAGUGGAAAAAGGAGUCAGCCACCCUGCUCCAUAUGCUGAGGCCUGGGAUUGAGUGGUGCUUCCAGUCCAUCACCUAUGUUUCUUGUUGAACUUCCUCACCUUUACUUGACAUACCCAAUCUGUUAUACACACCUUCACUAAUGAGGACCUGAUUCUUCUCCCACCCAGUACUAGUUCAGGUACAAGGAAGCCUUUAAGAAUUAGUGAUUAAUAUUUCUGUGUUCUAAUGUGAUGCCUUAAUAUAAUAUGGGCCACAUCUUUCAGACUACUGGUACCACUACUACUACCAUUGCUACUUAUAAUGAUGUUAUUGUUGCUGCUACUGCUGCCACUACUACUACUUCUAUCACUUUUCUUCAUUCUAAAAUUUUUCUCAUACAUUUGGGCAUAUUUUGAAGUGAUUAGAGUAUAUUUUGAUACAUGUGAGAUUUCUGAACUACAUACUUAUAUCAAAAUUUUUAAUAACUCAUGUUUUUUUUCACGUCGGCAUUGUUUUUAUGAUUUUAGUGAAUGAGUUAUCAGAAUAUGAACAUGAAUUAGAAAGGAGAUACUCUUUAGACACCUCAUGGUUCUGAUAUCUAAGUGGUGGUAGUGAGGAAGAGCACCACCCACACCAAGCUAAGCUUGUCAUGCUAUGUAUUCAUCUUCCUUGGCCCUGGAGAGUGUGGGAGGAGUGUGGCUUUGUUGGCAGGUUACCAAGUGUGUGGAAUAAUGUACUACUGUUGUGGAGGAAUGAGUUUUUUCUUUUAUUUUUUUCUUUCCAUGUGAAACAUCCCAGUAUUACAAAAAAAAAAUGUAAAAUACUACUGUGCUACAUUUACCUCUUCUAUACAAUCCUUGGACCUGUUGAAUGAAAGGGACCAGUUCAUAUUGUAUCACUGUUAUGUACUGAUUGAACUUGAUUAUGUAAAGAUAGAGUAUAUGUUGAAAGAAUGUGUAUGUGUGUGUGUGUACCUGAUUAUCUAGUUUAAAUCGUCCUUGUAUUAUAGAUAAUCACAAAUUCCUGGAAAAUCAGGUUCCCAAAGAAAUAUAGCUACAGUAAAUACUGACAUUGUAUCAUAUCAUUCUCUUAUUUCUAAUGUUUGUUCGGUGGUUAGCUUCAUAUAUGCAGCAGCUACGGUCAGCUGUUAUGCCACUAGGGCGGCGACACUGGUGCGCCAGUUAUCUUUGAGCACCUGUGGAUGAGCGUUCAUUUCGAAUUUGUGUUAUAAUAUCCAUCAACAGGCCUUGUCGUGGUGUGCUGCGUGGACUGUGGUUGUAAAAUUGUUAAGAGGAACACUUGGAAAAAGUAGGAUAGCUUUUUUCACAGAUCAUCAUGCGUUGUCUGGCUUUAGUGAUCGGGGUGUUAUUAGUUGGAUGGGUGAGCUGCGUCUGCGAGAAGGAGCCUGGGUCGAGGUACCGCACCAUCAACAACUGUCCCAUUAACCGCAUGUUCCGGCCCCUGUGUGCCAGUGACGGCUGCUCCUACAUCAACGACGACGCUCUGGCUUGUGCCAAGAAGGAUAACCCACAGCUCAGGUUUGUUCACGAUGGGAUUUGUAAGGAUGCCGAGGACCCCAAGGCGGACAACAACCUGCUGUAAUGGAGAAGGGACCUCAUGCAGACGCUCCUCGGUGGAUGACUGAUUCUUGCAGCGCCCUCCCACGCUCCCACAGAAUCACCAGAUACUCGCAUACUCACAAAGGCACCACAGGACCACGCACAUUGCACUGGAUUCACAUAAUAACGAAGGGGAACGUAAGCACGAGGACACCUUAAGAGAACACGCUGAGUGGGAUCGGUCUCGGAAAGCUGGUGUGAGACGAGGACAGAAUUUAAAGGACGUGCAACCAUCAGAGAAAACAUUAAAGCAAGAACUGAAAUGAAGGUGGAAGACUAGACAAAAAUGUUUAGCCUCUUCCAUUGUAUAUUCGUCAUUUAUUGGCAUUCAGAACACCGUAAUAAGAUCUUUAGACGCAGAAAUGAGAGAACUGGAGGUUAAUUUUGUCUUUUUCUUAGCUACCAGACUAUUUAAAAGACUAUGGUACGUAAAAAAAGCAUCUAGAGAUUUGGUAAUUAUGAGAAACAAUGUCUAACAUUGAAAAAGACUCUAAUACGUAAAGAAAAUGCCUAAAAAAUUGAAAGUGAUGACCAGAAAAUCGUCUAGUAUUGAGAAAUAAGAACAGUAACGUAGAAUAAAAACAACAGAUAACGAACGUAAACAAAAAAAUAAAUAAAAAAAAAAAUCGGCAAGAACACAGAAGAAAGAUUCUGGCUGGGGAAACGAACGUUGCACUAAGAGAGAACUAAAUAUUGGGCUUGUCAGAAAGAAGAAUUAGUGACAUCACAGCAGGAAAACGAGAGGAGGACAGACCCAGGGAGGACGCAGAAGACUCAAGGCUCCUGGGAGCGAGCAAAAAAAAAUAAAUAAAUAAAUAAAAAUAAAAAUAAAUAAAUAAAUAAAUAAAUAAAAAUAAAUAGAUAAAAUAAUAAUGAUAAAUAAAUAAAUAAUAAGAAAAAGAAGAAAACACAGCGAACCAAACCACGAAGUGUGUCCACUCACGAAGCAGAGUCUUCAUCCCGUGAAGCACCAAUGAUUGAAGCACAGUAUUCCUUCUACUUAGGUAUAUCAUUAUAAUCCUGCUCGGCAUUGGGUAAUAAGCAUGUUUUUGUCAGUAAGAGUUAUUAAGCAACAGAGGACUCAUCAGUGUUUCCUUGUAAGCAUUGCACAACAUUGGAAAAGCCUUAGUGUUUAAAGAAUUUAAUUAUCUUGGGAAAAAUAUAUACUUGAAUCUUUACUCCCAAUGAUAUAUAAGGAUGUAGCUUUUUUCUGCCUUUCUCUGUUUUUUUUUUUUUUUUUAAUAUUGCACGCCAUUGUAACAGCUUCAGUCGGUAUAGAACUGAAUGAUCUUGGGAAAAAUAUGUACUUGAAUCAUUACUAUAAAUGAUAUACGUACAUAUUCAUACGUAAUAAAUUUUCUACUGCUUC